AUGCAAGAAAGAAAGAGAAGAGAAAAUGAGAAGAUAGUGCGAGGUGGAAGUACUGGAGCAAAACCCGGGUGUGUGACUUUCGUUAGGGAGAGAGAGAAAGACAUAUGUAGUUUCAUUCAGAAACUCCAAACAUCUGAGGCGACAACAUUAGGAAUCUCGAUCGCUGAUAAAACCUAUGCAGCCCCAAACACACUCUGCAUUCCAACUUGUUUAAAUUCCCUUUUUCCGAUUCACCCUUCUCUCAAUAAAUUUUGGGCCUAUGAAACCCGAUUCUUCGCCACCGAAAUGGCUACUCCUGUUGAUCCUCCAAAUGGGAUCAGGACUGAAGGGAAGCAUUAUUUCUCCAUGUGGCAAACCCUGUUUGAGAUUGAUUCAAAAUACGUGCCAAUCAAGCCCAUUGGUCGCGGAGCAUACGGGGUUGUGUGCUCGUCUGUGAAUAAGGACACCAAUGAGAAGGUUGCCAUCAAGAAAAUACAGAACGCCUUUGAAAACCGGGUUGAUGCGCUGAGGACUUUGCGCGAACUCAAGCUUCUUCGCCACCUUCACCAUGAGAAUGUGAUUGCUUUGAAGGACAUCAUGAUGCCUGUUCAUAGGAAUAGUUUCAAGGAUGUCUAUCUGGUUUAUGAACUCAUGGACACGGAUUUGCACCAGAUUAUUAAGUCUUCUCAAGCACUGUCUAAUGAUCACUUCCAGUAUUUCCUCUUUCAGUUGCUUCGUGGCUUGAAAUAUCUUCAUUCUGCUAACAUCCUUCAUCGUGACUUGAAACCUGGGAAUCUUCUAAUCAAUGCAAAUUGUGACCUAAAAAUAUGUGAUUUCGGGUUAGCACGAAUUAACUGCAGCAAGAACCAGUUCAUGACCGAGUAUGUUGUCACACGUUGGUACAGGGCACCAGAGCUCCUACUCUGCUGUGACAACUACGGGACAUCCAUUGAUGUUUGGUCAGUUGGAUGCAUCUUUGCCGAGCUUCUUGGCCGAAAACCGAUUUUCCCGGGUUCAGAGUGUCUCAACCAACUGAAAUUGAUUAUCAAUAUCCUUGGUAGUCAAAAGGAGGAAGAUAUUGAGUUCAUUGAUAAUGCAAAGGCAAAGAAGUAUAUCAAAUCACUUCCUUCUUCUCCUGGAACCCCCUUUUCACGACUUUAUCCUAAUGCACAUCCUUUAGCAAUUGACCUUCUGGCAAAGAUGCUUGUUUUCGAUCCAACAAAGAGGAUCAGUGUCACUGAAGCGCUUCAACACCCUUACAUGGCCCCUCUCUAUGAUCCUAACUGUGACCCCCCAGCUGUGAUUCCAAUUGAUCUUGACAUUGAUGAGGAUCUAGGGGAAGAGAUGAUAAGAGAGAUGAUGUGGAAAGAAAUGCUUCAUUACCAUCCUGAAUCUGCUAUGGAGAGUGCAGGGUUGUGCUAA
Messenger RNA from Sphenostylis stenocarpa, 1401 nucleotides. Lineage: Eukaryota; Viridiplantae; Streptophyta; Magnoliopsida; Fabales; Fabaceae. The record is from the annotation of a GenBank genome assembly.